Molecule: messenger RNA, 1645 nt
Organism: Symbiodinium necroappetens
Lineage: Eukaryota; Dinophyceae; Suessiales; Symbiodiniaceae
Source: the annotation of a GenBank genome assembly
AUGGAGAAUGGAACCUUUCUCGUCACUGCGGCGAUUGUCUACGCCUCUGUGAUUUGGUUUCUUCCUCACCGCAAUGCUUUCUACUCGCUGAGUGUGGUCUCCAGGACGGCGUCACAUUCGACAGCAGAUGCCACUGUGCAGUCUCGCCUACAGGAGUACAAGCAGAAUCACUUACCGGAUUGGAUUCCAGUCUUCAUAAAAAACGGUGAGAUCUACUUUUUGGUUUGGAGCAUGCUGCGCUUAUGUAUCCCAGGAGGUUGGACAAAGCCAGCAUAUGCAGAUUUUCAUCUGUGGAGCCUCCUGACCACGUUGGUUGGAUUACGCUGGUCCUGCCACCCUUCAGCAGAAAAAUCUGUGUGGCACCGAAGAGUCGUGUCAACGGCUUUGGCAAUAGCCUGCCAUCUUUCUCAGCUGGAUAUGCCAACACAGAUGGGCCACGUGAACGGUGUGGCUUACGUCAGCCUUGCGCUGUUCAUGGGAGAUCCAUGGUUUGGUCUUGCCGUGUUCGCUGUGUUCAGUCCAGUGAAGUUGAUGGUGCUUUCUCAACGCAGCACGUGGAGUACAGGGCUGACGCUGGAUCUUGCCUGGUGGGUUGUGAACGAUUUGAUGACGUGCAUCUUCCUUUUUUCAAUCUUGCAGCACAUUGACAUUCUUCUCGGCAGUGUGCUGCAGACCGCGGUCGAUUUGGAACACCAGGUUCGUGAGAAGGAGAAGAGCGUGAGAGACAGAGGCCACCUUCUGUCGGCUACACGGCGCCUUCUUUCUGUUACCUGUGAUUGCUGCGAAACGCUCUCUGACGAUUUCGAAGUUGUGCAACCUUCUCAGAAUAUCUUGGCUAUGUUACACAUCCAGAAUCCGGAACAAGACUCGCAGCUUGAACCGGGCAUUUCGAGGUUGCCGUUGCGGCCGUAUAUCUGCGAUGAAGACCAGGAGCGUUUCGAGCAGUUCAUCGCUGUCUCCUAUGAGUCCCAGGCAGCUUCCUCACUGCACCUUCGCAUGAAAACACGUUCAGGGAGCCCCUUCGAGGUGCAGACUUUCCAUGUGAAGGUUCCUGGAACCGAUCGACCACAACACCUCAUCGGCAUUAAGUCCGCAAUCGCCGAGAUGACCAGUAUUCCGGAGCAUUCUGUCCUGGAGGUAUCUGUCGCCCCCAGCAUCCCGCUGUCCAUGGUUCCUGGGGGCCGCAGCCAUCGGAGUCGUCGCUCGGGCAGUUCUUCCGGUUCCAAGAGCUCCGCUUCCUCCGCAGUGGAGGUCAGUGGCAGGCCAAAGAUUGGCAACAUUGUUCUGACGGUGGAUCCGUCUGAUGCCUACAGCGUCGACUCCCUCCAGGUCUUCUUUGAAGGUCGAAGAGCAAGACUGACAAGCUGGGUGCUUGAAGCCGAAUCGGGCGAUGAGUUUCCACACUCCAUGCGCUUAGUGCUGGAGGGCAUAUCCCACCGGACAAACGUUUUCAAAGGCUGUAACCUGGAGCACGCGCCCUACGAGUAUUGCAGUGGCCGCUCCUUUUGUCCACAGCUCGCCAGCUGCUAUCAGGACUGCUUCGAAAGGGGCCGUGCGCCGCCACGCUGUCCUGGUGACUGCUGUCCGGAGCUGCUGAGAGAAGGGCUGCCGGGGGCGUCACCUCCCAGCUACGACGACUCCAGUG